Messenger RNA from Penicillium diatomitis, 186 nucleotides. RefSeq lists its product as uncharacterized. Bases 1 to 186 code for a protein of 61 amino acids. Lineage: Eukaryota; Fungi; Ascomycota; Eurotiomycetes; Eurotiales; Aspergillaceae. The transcript has 2 exons. The record is from RefSeq and is a predicted model, not a curated record.
AUGGACCUAGUGGACAAUCCUGACCACUCCGUACUCGCAAUGCUCGCCCUCUGUCUGCCCUUGAUUUAUGCUGCCAAUGAGAAAUUUUCUCGAUCACUACGCUACAAUAUUGAACAGCCCUUUGAUUCUACAGAUGAUCAAGAUAAUCACUUUGCUGCACUCGCCAAGAUCAUAUCUCCCGGAUGA